Messenger RNA from Mus pahari (shrew mouse), 1205 nucleotides. RefSeq names its product ferredoxin 1 (gene Fdx1). Gene Ontology annotation, cellular component: mitochondrion. Gene Ontology annotation, molecular function: 2 iron, 2 sulfur cluster binding. The transcript is spliced from 4 exons. Gene Ontology annotation, biological process: positive regulation of oxidoreductase activity; P450-containing electron transport chain. The record is from RefSeq and is a predicted model, not a curated record. Lineage: Eukaryota; Metazoa; Chordata; Mammalia; Rodentia; Muridae. Bases 130 to 696 code for a protein of 188 amino acids.
CGGCUGCGGGUUAUAGGACACGCAGGGCGCUCGCGGGAGGGUAGCGCUCUCGCAGCGGGACACGCGGGACCCACCGGACCCUCAGCACUGCGCAGGACCCCGCGGGACCCGGAACCUUCCGACAGGGUUAUGGCGGCCGCUCCGGGCGCCCGACUCCUGCGCGCCGCCUGCGCCUCCGUCCCUUUCCGCGGCCUGGACCGCCGUCGGCUGCUGGUCUGUGGGACCGGAGCGGGAACUUCCGUCCCUCCGUGGACCCCGAGUCCCCGCACGCGUGCAGAGGCCGGGCCCGGCCGGCCGCUGAGCGUGUCUGCGCGCGCGCGGAGCAGCUCAGAAGAUAAGAUAACAGUCCACUUCAAGAACCGAGAUGGCGAGACACUAACGACCAAGGGAAAAAUUGGUGACUCUCUGCUAGAUGUUGUGAUUGAGAAUAACUUAGAUAUCGAUGGAUUUGGUGCAUGUGAGGGUACUUUGGCUUGCUCUACCUGUCAUCUUAUCUUUGAGGAUCACAUAUAUGAGAAGUUAGAUGCCAUUACUGAUGAAGAGAAUGACAUGCUUGACCUGGCUUUUGGACUAACAGACAGGUCAAGGUUGGGCUGCCAAGUUUGUCUGACCAAAGCUAUGGACAAUAUGACUGUGCGUGUGCCUGAAGCAGUGGCGGAUGUCCGACAGUCUGUUGACAUGAGCAAGAAUUCCUAAGCUACAAUAAAAAGAAAUAUUUUCAGUAAAUUUUUACUUAUUUUUAUAAUUAUUUCUUAGUAUAAUUAAGUGAUUAUAUGACAGAAUAUAUAUCUUAGUGUGAGUAGCUGUGCUGUCUUAGUUCAUUUUUGUAGUACUGAAACUUUGCAGUUUUUAUUUUGAUUAAAUUAUUAAAAUAUCAGUCUACUAUUAGAAGGCAGCUGAUAUAAUAAAUUCCUUAUGUAUUUUACCAUGAGUGUGUUUGGUGAUUUUAGCAAAACAUUACUGUGUAAUCCCAUGUCUGCUUUUUUAAAAGUUAAGUUUAAAGAGUAUCAUUAGUGCUGGAAAAUUAGCUCAACAAUUAAGAGCACCGACCGUUCUUCCAGAAGACCCAGUUCAAAUCUGACAGCUACAUGGUGCCUCAUACUGGUCUGUAAUUCCACUUCUGGCCCCUGCAUACAUGUGGUAUAUUGACAUAAUAAGGGAAACAUUCAUACACAAGAAAUAAUAAAAUAUCAAGAAAUGUAAAA